CGCCAAGGGCACGUUUGGCCCGCGUCGCCCUGGGGAGUGGCUCCUGUUUUCAGGGCCAUGAGCUGCGCCCGGGCGGCGGCCGCUCGCUCGCUGUGGCGGCUGUGCACGGGCGCCCGGCAGCCUCUCUCAGCUUAUGGAAGAAGAAUCGGUGUCAGAUUUUGCAGUUCAAGAAUGACUUUAGACAAUAUCAACUGGGCAGCUGUGGAUCGAAUAAUCCGGGUGGAUCAUGCAGGUGAAUAUGGAGCCAACCGCAUCUACGCAGGGCAGAUGGCCGUCCUGGGCCGGACAAGCGUCGGGCCGGUCAUUCAGAAAAUGUGGGAUCAAGAAAAGGACCACUUGAAAAAGUUCAGUGAGUUGAUGGUUACGUUCAGGGUGCGGCCGACGAUUCUGAUGCCCUUUUGGAACGUGGUGGGGUUCGCACUGGGCGCGGGCACCGCGCUGCUCGGGAAGGAGGGCGCGAUGGCCUGCACGGUGGCUGUGGAAGAGUCCAUCGCACAUCACUACAACAACCAGAUCAGGACGCUGAUGGAGGAGGACCCCGAAAAGUACGAGGAACUCCUGCAGGUGAUAAAGAAAUUCCGGGAUGAAGAGCUUGAGCACCACGACACAGGCCUCGAACACGACGCAGAACUGGCUCCAGCAUAUGCCGUUCUCAAGAGCAUUAUCCAGGUCGGAUGCAGAGUGGCGAUAUAUUUAUCAGAAAGAUACUGAAGAUCACUCUCUGGGGGAAGCUAGUGCCACGUGGUGAGGACACGCAAGUAGUUCAUCUCUGGAGAGGGUCUCAUGGCCAAGAACUGAGGCCUCCUGCCAACAGCCAUGUCUGUAUGGCCUCUCGGAGGUGAAGCCUUCAGCCCCGACAAGCCUUCAGAUGACAGCAGCCUCAGGAGAAACCCGGAGCCAGAGUCACCCAGCAAAGUCACGCCUGCAUUCCUGACCCUCAGCAGCCACGUUAGAUAAUAAACGUUUGCUGUUUGCA
This is a messenger RNA of Equus quagga, 976 nucleotides long. RefSeq names its product coenzyme Q7, hydroxylase (gene COQ7). Gene Ontology annotation, molecular function: 3-demethoxyubiquinol 3-hydroxylase activity. The coding region runs from base 58 to 711 and encodes 217 amino acids. Gene Ontology annotation, cellular component: nucleus; mitochondrial inner membrane. The record is from RefSeq and is a predicted model, not a curated record. The transcript is spliced from 7 exons. Gene Ontology annotation, biological process: regulation of reactive oxygen species metabolic process; determination of adult lifespan; regulation of gene expression. Lineage: Eukaryota; Metazoa; Chordata; Mammalia; Perissodactyla; Equidae.